This is a messenger RNA of Symbiodinium sp. CCMP2456, 1254 nucleotides long. The record is from the annotation of a GenBank genome assembly. Lineage: Eukaryota; Dinophyceae; Suessiales; Symbiodiniaceae.
GAGUUUUUCUUCAUCGGCCUCCAGUUCCUCAACACGCGCGGUAGCUUCACAGGAGGCCCUCUCGAGGUCUGCUUGAUGCUGCUCUCCUCCAUCUCGAGGUGGGUCAUCUGGUAUGCCCUGGAGCAUUUCGUGAAGCAGUUCACCUCAUUGACGAUCCAGUCUGCAGACACAUCAGCGUCCCUGGCGGCGUUCCGCGCAGUUCUGUCCAGCCAGUGCGACGCGGAAGCGUAUUUAGGCGAGGAUCUUUUCUUCGUGGAUCCCUCUCAGAAGCUGGCCCACUUCUUUGGAGUGAAGUCGGAGGAGCUGCGACACAGGUCGUUGACCCAGUUCCUGUCCCAUGAUGACCAAGCCAGAGUGUGGACACUGGUGAGUUCUUCUGUCGCAGGCCUACCCGGCCUACCCUCCACGAAUUCUGGACCAGGGACAGCCCGGUGCUUGACGGUGACUCUGCAUACCGGCGAUGGUCGGCAGGUGGAGACACAACUCUGCCUGUCAAGCGUUCCUGCCACCUUGGGCCAGGCCGUCUCCCACGUAGUUGCACUGAACGAGGUGAAGGAACAGUGUGUCUCUCCAGCUCCGGGAACCGUCGAUGAGAUCAUCCCUGAGGAUGCCGCGGAUAUCGCAGACGAGCUGAUGCCUGCGCUGGAUCCUGCCGAGGCGACCAAGCCGGAUAGCAGUGCUGCGGGGGUCACCCUAAAUGCGGAGAAUUUGGCCUUCCAUGCCUGGUCUUCCGAGCCCAACACGCCCCAACCCUGUGGAGCAGUCCAUUCUGUGACGCUACGCUUCGAUCCAAGCACAAUGGAGGUGUCGGACAUCUCCCUCUCAGUCAAGCCGAAAGGCAACAGGUCUAACCGAGGGCGGCGAGUGGGCCUCCGCGAGUGCAUUGUUCCAGGUGUCUGGAAUGACGUUAACGACUGGAUCACAAAGUCACUUUCGGACGGAACGUCUCAGGCGCCAGCGAUUGUGCCCUUCGCCUUUCCAAAGAUGGCCACAGAGGUCAUGGCUGCGAGGCGAUCUGAGCUGAAAUGGGUUCGAAGUCCUGGACAUGGGAAGGAGAUCAUGCUGACUCUAUGCGACAUCCGCAUACGAAGAUUUCGUGAAAGACAGCAAGGAAGCAUUAUUCGCGCCGUUGGCCGCGGAACUAGUUCCGCGAUCAGUCGAGAGAGCUUCGGCAGCGAUGCAAGGGUACACGAUGAUGAAGAGAAGCAAUUGAUACGUCCUUGGGCUCCUCCCAAAUCCAUGCGACGCAUGUAG